UUCAAAAUAUACAUCAUCCCAUUACCUCCCUCCUUUAUCAUCAUUCUCUCCACCACCCUCCAAAGCUCUGGACAUGGCCGACACAAUCAUCCGUUUCGGGAUCAUCGGCGCCGCCGACAUUGCUCGGAAAGUUUCUCGAGCUAUUGCUCUUGCUCCCAACGCCACUCUCUCCGCAAUAGGCAGUCGUUCACUGGAAAAGGCCUCAAAGUUUGCGUCCGAUAAUGGCUUUAGUCCUCAUGUCAAAAUCUAUGGUUCUUACGAAGCUGUACUCGAUGAUCCCGAAAUCGACGCCGUCUAUGUCCCUCUUCCCACUAGUCUUCACUUGCGCUGGGCCGUGCUCGCCGCCGAGAAGAAGAAGCACUUGCUCCUCGAGAAGCCUGUGGCUCUUAACGUAGCUGAGUUUGACAAGAUUCUCGAAGCCUGUGAGGCCAAUGGAGUUCAGUUCAUGGAUGGUACCAUGUGGAUGCACAAUCCUCGUACGGCCAAGAUGAAGGAAUUUCUUUCUGAUGCCGACAAAUUUGGCCAGCUCAAAGCGGUAAACAGUGUUUUCUCUUUUGCUGCGGAUUCCGACUUCUUAGCUAAUGAUAUUCGCGUGAAACCCGACCUCGAUGGUCUUGGUGCUUUGGGUGAUGCCGGAUGGUACUGUAUUCGUUCAAUCCUUUUUGCCGCCAACUACGAACUGCCUAAAAGAGUGAUUGCCUUGCCUAAUCCUGUUUUGAACGAAUUGGGCGUGAUUUUAUCAUGUGGAUGCUCCCUUCUUUGGGAGGAUGGAAAAGUAGCAACCUUCCAUUGCUCUUUCUUGUCAAAUUUGACCAUGGAUGUUACUGCUAUAGGAACAAAUGGGACAUUACAUCUUAAUGAUUUCAUCAUACCUUACGUGGAGAAGGAGGCCUAUUUCUCCACCUGUUCGAAAUCCGGAUUCAAUGACCUCGUGACUGGUUGGCAACCGCUACCAAGCAAACAUAUCGUUCCUACUGAUCUUCCUCAAGAGGCUCACAUGGUGAGAGAAUUUUCUCAUUUGGUUAAAGAGAUCAAAUUAAAUGGCUCCAAACCUGAGAAAAAAUGGCCAACUAUCACUCGAAAGACUCAGCUGGUGCUUGAUGCUGUGAAGGCAUCGCUCGAUCGUGGAGAACCUGUUGAAUUAGGACAGUGACUCCAAUGGUAUUUCCUCAUUCCUUGUUGCUUUAUGAAUGUAUUGGAACUUCAACGUGUUAGUCUAUUAGUGUGGUUGGAAAGCCCUGCUCUGAUGUAUUUGAAGAGCUAAAAGCAUGGAGAGAAGUCAUUCCUUGCAUGGUUAAUUUGUAUUGAUUGAGUUUAUGUUGUUAAAAUGUUAUUGUAAUAAAUUUAGAGUCAUGAAUUUGGAAGCUUAGAUUUUGGAUUUCAAACAUGGAAGUUUGAUAAUUUUAUGUUCAUAAUGCUUAAAUUUAUCAUGAACCAUAUUGUUGGAUCGGUAAAUGAGCUUAAUGAGAAUUAGAAAUAAUUAAA
Cucumis sativus (cucumber) is the source of this 1485-nucleotide messenger RNA. RefSeq lists its product as uncharacterized. The transcript has 2 exons. Gene Ontology annotation, molecular function: nucleotide binding. The coding region runs from base 74 to 1153 and encodes 359 amino acids. NCBI's taxonomy places the organism in Eukaryota, Viridiplantae, Streptophyta, Magnoliopsida, Cucurbitales, Cucurbitaceae. The record is from RefSeq and is a predicted model, not a curated record.